Etheostoma cragini (Arkansas darter) is the source of this 6496-nucleotide messenger RNA. It is a transcript of the gene dennd4a, whose product is annotated as DENN/MADD domain containing 4A. Gene Ontology annotation, cellular component: cytoplasmic vesicle. Gene Ontology annotation, molecular function: protein binding. The transcript has 31 exons. Gene Ontology annotation, biological process: regulation of Rab protein signal transduction. The record is from RefSeq and is a predicted model, not a curated record. NCBI's taxonomy places the organism in Eukaryota, Metazoa, Chordata, Actinopteri, Perciformes, Percidae. The coding region runs from base 258 to 5453 and encodes 1731 amino acids.
AGUCACGUGAGCCGAGCAGGUCUGAUAUAGCGCUGCUCGGGACUACACAGCCAGGCUGUUUGGAAUCGUCCAUCACACUGAAGAAUUUUUUUAUGAUAACAGAUUUAGGCAGAGACAAUACAUUAAUAAAUGACUAAAAGAAGCAAACAGAGUGAGGAAUAAUAUUUAUAUCAACAAAUAUCUGGGUUUUGCUUCGACGUAGGCUUAUAUUCGACAGAUCAUCUUUCAAUCGAGAUCCCACCGUGUGGGUAUGGGAAAUGAUGGAGGAUAAAGGUCCUCGAGUAGCCGACUACUUUGUGGUUGCCGGUCUCACCGACUCGUCCAAGCCUCUCGAGGAGGAGCUCCACUUUGAUGAUGCCGGUCCCAAGUCUGUGAAACCGAAAUCCCCUAUCACCGACGUAACUGUGGUGAUCCGCUCCCUGGGCGAAGAGGUACCCCCGGGUUUCACCUGUAUUGAAAGCACCCCCUCGGGCCUCUCUGCAGAACUCAAUGGAGCCAGCCUCAGGGGCCCGCAGAUAUUCUUGUGCUUCAAGCGAGGCAGAGAUAAGCCUCCGCUGACAGAUCUCGGGAUUCUGUAUGAGUGGAAAGAGAAACUAAAACCUGGAUGUCACAUCGUCCAGACCACACCCUCAGGUCGCCCUGCCAACAUUAGCAGCUCGUCGUCCCAACGCAUCUACAUCACUUACCGCCGCGCACCAAAGAGCCAGCCCCAUACUUCACUGGCUGUCACUGAUGUCUGCAUCAUCAUCCCCGGUAAAGGGGAGACGCCCCCUCACACCUUCUGCAAGGUGGACAAGAACCUCAACAGCAGCAUGUGGGGAUCUUCAGUCUACCUGUGUUAUAAGAAGUCUCUGGCUAAAGCAAACACAAUAGCUUACAAAGCAGGUCUGCUGUGUAGGUACCCUGAAGAGGACUACGAAUCCUUCCCACUGCCUGAGUCCGUGCCUAUGUUCUGCCUGCCCAUGGGUGCAACGGUCGAGUGCUGGCCAGCACACACCAAACACUCCCUGCCUGUGUUUUCCACAUUUGUUCUGACGGGUGCCUCCGGAGAAAAGGUGUACGGAGCAGCCAUCCAGUUCUACGAGCCUCACUCAGAGGAGAUACUGUCUGAGCGUCAGCGCUCACAGCUCGGCCUGCAAAGCUCUGGUCUCGGACCUGAUAGGACCAGGAGUGUGUACAGCAACAAGAGCAUCUGUCUGCUCUCCCACUGGCCGUUUUUCCAGUCCUUCAGGAGCUUUCUCACUUUUCUCUACCGAUACUCCAUCUCUGGACCACAUGCCCUGCCAAUUGAAAAGCACAUCUCUCACUUCAUGCAAAAUGUGCCAUUCCCCUCCACUCAGAGACCACGCAUCCUAGUGCAACUGUCUCCACAUGACAGCCUGAUACUGAGUCAACCUGUGUCCUCUCCACUGCCUCUCAGUGGUGGAAGCCUCUCCACAUUACUACUGAAUCUGGGCCCAAAGAACGCAGCCACUCUGCUGGUGCUGGCUGUCACAGAGCACAAGAUCCUGGUUCAUUCCCUGCGUCCAGCUGUGCUCACAAGUGUUACAGAGGCCCUUGUGUCUAUGAUCUUCCCCUUCCACUGGCCAUGCCCCUACAUCCCUCUGUGCCCGCUGGCACUGGCCGGUGUGCUCAGCGCACCGUGCCCUUUCAUCGUGGGUGUAGACUCCCGAUACUUUGACCUUUACGUGCCCCCAGCUGACAUUAGCUGCGUGGAUCUGGACACCAACACAAUCUCCCAAAAAGACGACAAGAAGGCUUUGACGUGGAAGAUCUUGCCCAGGAGAGCUUGUAAACAUCUUUUGAAUACCCUGAAUAAGCUCCAUCAGCAGCUCGCUGAGGGUGGCCAGUUGAACCGGGAAGAUGUGCAGAUGGAGCACACAGUAACUGACAGUGAGCUCAACGGUGGGAAGAGCCUCCACACUCUGGAGUUGGAGAUCCAGGAGGCCUUCCUGCGCUUCAUGGCGGCCAUCUUGCGAGGCUAUCGCUCUUAUCUGCUCCCCAUCACCCAAGCCCCCUCUGAGAAGACCACCGACGCCAGCUCCCUCUUCGACAUCCAAGGCUUCCUGAAGAGCAGAGACCGCUCCCACCAGAGGUUUUACUCCCUCAUGACCAAGACUCAAAUGUUCAGCCGUUUCAUAGAGGAGUGCUCCUUUGUCAGUGAUAAAGAUGCCAGCCUGGCUUUCUUUGAUGAGUGUGUUGAUAAGCUAUUUACAACUGGAGGCAAGAUGGACAGUGAGCGACCAGAGGAAACCAGAUUAAUCGAACUGGAUGAAUCUCACCGCAGUGAGCACACGGUCUAUAUCAACCCUCCAGAGCUGCCUCCACUACCACAGGGAGAAGAGCAUCCUCUGUGUUAUAGCUACUCUGGGUUCCCUGUGCUGAAUGCUGAGCUUCUGGAGCCGCUGGAGGGACCAAAUCCUCCAUCAGCAGCCCUGGCCUCACGCCACAGUAGCCCAGCCAGCCCUUCGGCCAUCUUUAGGCGCUCUAAACAGGAGAUCAAAUCCGCUCAAAGGAUGGCCAAAACCUAUUCAUCUAUGCCUCAGAUGUGGUCUACAUGUCUGCUGCGCCACUGCUAUGGUCUUUGGUUCAUCUGCCUUCCAGGGUUUGUUGGCACCUGCCAUUCAAAGGUGCGGGCUCUGCGUACAGCUUAUGAUGUGCUGAGGAAGAUGCAGGACAAGAAGUUGCAGGCUCCAGAUGAGGUGUGCUACCGUGUGUUGCUGCAGCUGUGUGGGCAGUACAGCCAGCCAGUCCUUGCUGUCAGGGUGUUGUUUGAGAUGAAGAAAGCUGGAGUUCAACCCAACGCCAUUACCUAUGGGUACUACAACAAGGCGGUGUUGGAGAGCACCUGGCCCUCCACCACCAGAGGAGGCUACUUUUUGUGGGGAAAGCUGAGAAACGUGGUCCUAGGUGUGCUCCAGUUCAAGCAAGCAGGGAGAAAACAACAGACGCCGCACAGAGACCCUCAUCUUUCAGACUGCAGUGAUCUUGACACAGUCAGUCAUGGCAGUUUGGACAGUGCUAAUGACUCUGCUGAGCGCACUUCCAUCGACACUGACUUCACUAAAAUGGACUCCAGUGAUGAUGGAUUUAGUACAGGUGGACAGUCAGACCAGGGCUAUGAUUCACUAUCCAAAGAGGAGGAAAGGAUGUGCAGCAGAGAGAGUGACAGCACACUAUCGGUGGAAGACAAAGGCCAGAGGCAGUCCACACCUGAGAUAGAGGUUCCAAUCUGCGACAUCUCCCCUUCUACUAGAAGUUAUAAACCAACAGACGUCAGUGCAGGCAAUGGCAACAGGCUGGUUUCCAGACCAUCUAGUGACACCAUUCUGUGUGGAGUCCUGCCAAAGAAAGAGCGGCCAAAAUCUCUUGACUUGUCUGGUGGACAAGGAAGCCUAAGACUCACCGUCCCUCACCUUGGCUCAACAAACCAGCAUUACCUAGCUGCUGACAGACUGCGCGAGGUAGAAGAAGAGGAGACAGAGACUGAUAAACAGAAACCUUUGGUGGAGAGAAGUGUCAGCUGCAGCGGUGCAGGUGAGAGGCCAGGUCUGUCUUUAGAGAGGAGUGCCAGCUGCAGUGAUGGGAUUGUGAGGAGAACCGGGGUUGAGAGCGGGUUUGAUCCCCUGUCACUGAUGGCGACAGAUGCGGUACAAGAGUGUGACCGGGAGAACAGUGGCACAAACAUGGCCCGCCGCGACCUCGCUGAAGACAUUGAGAUGUACAUGAACAAUGGAAACAGCCCUCUGAGCAGCCGUACACCCAGUAUGGAUCUGCAGAACCCAUCGAGCCCUUUAUUUGGUUUGGCCUCGUCUCCUCACACCUCGCCACAGCCCUCUACCCUGCUCCGCUCCAACACACACAUCCCUAUAAAAUCCAAGGAGAGGUUGCGGCCAUCACCGUCUCUUCCUCUGGGUGUCUGUACCAAAAACAGGGAGAGGCCUUCCUCCUUGGUGUCACCCUCCUCACCUUCUCCCUCUUCCUCAUCAUUCUCCAUGGACUCACUGUUCACGCCAACCCUGGACAUCUUCAAGAGCAGCGUCCUAUCAGCAGGGAAGGGUGUGGCUGAAAAGGCUAGCCGCUUCUACUCUCGUCUGUCCUCUCAGACUUCAUUCACACAGGAUGCAAACUGUGACCAGAUCAGUAUAUCCUCACUGACCUCAGGAGAGGCAGAUUGCUCCUCACUGCUUGAUCAUGACUCCUGUCUGGACCCAGAUGACUUUACCUCCCCUCAGCACGGCAGUGUUUCCCGACUCAGGAGGAGCCCAGUUGUGGGUCAUACCAACUUGGGCAGCCCCAGCACCCCCAAUAGAGUGUUCAGACACAACUCCUUCUCUGGUGGACUGGCACUUCCUUGUAAAACCCCUCACACUCCAGAUUCCUCCCCCGACACAAGUCGAUUCCAACCCUCUCCUAAUUACACCAUAGAGGUGAUGAUGUCCAGCUGUUCCCUUUGUAAGACCUGUGACUGUCUGGUGUAUGACGAGGAGAUCAUGGCUGGCUGGACAGCAAACGACUCCAACCUCAACAGCACUUGUCCCUUCUGCGGCACAGCCUUCCUGCCUUUCCUCAAUGUGGAAAUCAAAGACCUGAGACCACUCAGCAGGUCUUCUAUGGAAAGUAAUCCUGUCACUGAGGAGGUCACACGGGGAACUCUCAAUCCAGAGGCCGACAUGUCUGCCGCAAACUGUGCAGCUCAGUCAUCUGCGGCUACCUCCAAGAGGCAGGGGAGCAGCGGCAGUGCUGGGCCAGCUCCGGUGACAGUGCCCUACCUGAGCCCUCUGGUUCUGUGGAAGGAACUGGAGAGCCUGCUUGUAAAUGAGGGCGACCAGGCCAUCUCCUCCCCGUGUGUUGUCGACCAACACCCCAUCGUCUUCUGGAACCUCGUGUGGUACUUCAGAAGGCUUGAGCUGCCGAGUAACCUGCCGGCUCUUAUCCUGGGCUCCCAGCACUGUAGCCAUGGAGACCAGACUCCUCAGAGCGUUUCAUCCGAGGACAGUAAGCAGGUGCUUGUGAGGAUUAUGUGGGACAACCUGAAGUUACACAAAGACAAAGUUCAACCCUGCUAUGUCCUGUGGAACACGCAUUGUGCAAACUCCCUGAUUCGCUCUGGGCUGUGUGAAGACGGCCAGCUUUUCACUGUGGAGUUACUGCAGGGUUUUGUGAGGAGCAUUAAGAAGAGUGACCUCUAUCAGCCCAUGAGCCUGAUCAUCCAGCUGUUGGGGCCAGAGCUGGGUUUUAAAAGACAGAGGAGUCUAUACCGAGAUGUAUUGUUCUUGGCUCUUGUGGCUUUGGGAAAGAACAACAUUAAUAUCAAUGCUUUUGACCGGGAGUACAAGUUGGCAUAUGAUCGCCUCACCCCCAACCAGGUUAAACUGACACAUAACUGUGACCGACCCCCCGGAGCAGGGGUCAUGGAGUGCAAGAGGACUUUUGGGAAACCCAGUCUGUAAACUACUUGUUUUCUUUUGCCCCAAUAUAUCUUUCCUUUUAUGCUCCCUGUUACUGUUUUAUUGGUCUGCUCCUCAGACUCAGGACCAGCUCACCUGACUGGAGCACAGAGCUCUUAAGCACAAUGUGAAAUUACACUUAAUAUAAAGUAACUGCCACGCAUUUCUUGUAUAUUGUUAGAGGUGAGAGGCCUGGAAUGAUAAACUUGAGUUUGUAAAUAAUUAGAACAUCCACUGUAUUUUCCGUAUAACUGUUAAUGUUUGUACAGUUAUUUUACAGUCCAAUGUACAUUUUACAACUUUGUUUUUGUUGAAUCUGUUAGUAAAUAUAUGUAAAAGUAAGCGUAUGAUCAUGUUGUUGAAAUUCAUAAGUGGUCCUGGUGACCUUUCUAAACUGCUGUUGAGUGUGUGUAUAAUAAGUCCUUGCUUUUAGACAUUUGAGUUUUUACAAAGCACUUUGACUGCUGCAGGAUUUAAUGCAGUUAAUAUUUCCAUUACAUGCAGUAAAAGAAAGCGGAUACAUUUUUCCUCAUCUGUACCCUGUACUCAUAAGAGGGCCAUGAUCAUAUGCCUGAAUACACAAAACUAGACAGUAACCUACAAAAACAAUCCGUUAUAAAAAGAAAUGUUAUUUCUAAAUCAUGAAGGGAGUACUCAAUUAAUGUAUAUGCACAAUGUUUGUUUGUUAUCCUUUUUUGUACAAUAUACCAAAAGAACCCAAAAGGGAAUAGUGCUAAGAUUUAUUUACAGUUUUUUAAUACCUUUUUAAUAAGUAAGUAAGUAAGUAAGGAUUUAUGUGUUAUACGGGACCACCAAGGAUAGAUUUCCUUAAACACAGUACAAUCAAACUAAUAGUAGAUGAAAAAAAAAAAUGUUUUUGGUUGGUUUAAUCAACAAAUUCUUUUUGAUAGAGAAAUUCAUUUAUAAAAUAAUGUAUCUAUAAAAAUGUAGUAUUUGUAUAUUUCCUUUAGGUCUUCACUGUAUAGUGUAGAUGUUUUAGACAUUUGGACAACAGUGCACUGUAUAAUGUGACACACAGCAAAAAA